AUGGCGAAUAGUAUAAUAGCAGGAGCGCCGUGGAUAAGAAUCAGGGUUAUCCCUGAAAUUUCAUAUCCUUUUCAACGUUCUUCAUCCUCUCUUUACAACCAAAAAGUCUCUUUCGUUUUUCCAACGAGAAGACUGUUUUCAGUCUCCGCCGUGGCUGGUACUGAGAAAGAACAAGUUAGAGUCCGUUUUGCUCCCUCGCCUACUGGAAAUCUCCAUGUUGGUGGUGCUAGAACUGCACUCUUUAAUUAUCUCUUCGCCAGGUCUAAAGGUGGGAAAUUUGUGUUGAGGAUUGAGGAUACUGACUUGGAGAGGUCGACUAAAGAAUCCGAGGAGGCAGUGCUUCGGGAUCUUUCUUGGCUUGGUCUUGACUGGGAUGAAGGUCCUGGGGUUGGUGGAGACUAUGGUCCAUAUCGACAAUCAGAAAGGAAUUCUCUCUAUAAGCAGCAUGCUGAGAAACUUGUUGAAUCUGGUCACGUUUAUCGUUGCUUCUGUUCUAAUGAGGAACUUGAUCAAAUGAAGGAGAUCGCAAAAUUGAAGCAACUGCCUCCAGUAUACACAGGAAGGUGGGCUAAUGCAACAGAUGAAGAAGUACAUGAAGAGCUGGCGAAGGGAACUCCACACACAUAUAGAUUUCGAGUGCCUAAGGAGGGGCGUUUGACAAUCAAUGAUCUUAUUCGGGGUGAAGUUAGUUGGAAUUAUGACACUCUCGGAGAUUUUGUGAUCAUGAGGAGCAAUGGACAACCUGUGUACAACUUUUGUGUCACUGUUGAUGAUGCUACCAUGGCAAUCUCACAUGUUAUAAGAGCUGAAGAGCAUUUACCAAAUACUCUCAGGCAAGCACUAAUAUACAAGGCCCUUGGAUUCUCCAUGCCUCACUUUGCACAUGUUUCUUUAAUUCUUGCACCUGAUAGGAGUAAAUUAUCAAAAAGACAUGGUGCAACUUCAGUGGGUCAGGUAUCUAUUGGUUACUGCUGCUUGUCUUUGUUUCUUAGGUUAUUGCUUAGGGAGAUGGGUUAUCUGCCCCAGGCAAUGGUGAAUUACUUGGCACUUUUAGGUUGGGGUGAUGGAACAGAAAAUGAAUUUUUUACCCUAGAGCAACUUGGUCAGUGGAUGAAUGGUCAGCAUUUAAGAGCACUUCCAUCAGAGAAGCUGAACAAACUUAUUGGUGAACGCUGGAAAAGCACUGGUUUUCUCGUAGAGUCAGAAGGGCCGUUUAUCGAAGAGGCAGUUCAGCUUCUUAAGGAUGGGAUUGAGUUGGUAACUGAUUCAGACAAAGCGCUCUCAAAUUUGCUGUCUUAUCCCUUACAUGCUACUUUAUCAAGUCCUGAAGGUAAAGCUGUGAUAGAAAAUAAGCUUUCGGAGGUCUCAUCCGGGUUGUUAGCUGCAUAUGACAGUGGUGAACUCCUUAAUGCCCUAGAGGAAGGCCAUUCUGGUUGGCAGAAGUGGGUAAAGAAUUUUGGAAAAGCAAUGAAGCUGAAGGGGAAAUCCCUUUUCAUGCCUCUCCGAGUUUUGCUAACUGGAAAGCUCCACGGUCCUGACAUGGGCUCUAGCAUAAUCCUUCUCCAUAAAGCUGGAACUCAGGACAUUUUUUCUUCUCAAGCUGCGUUUGUGAGAUUGAAUGAGAGGUUUGAAGUACUGAGGGAAAUAGACUGGGAAGCAUUGAAGAAGAAUCAACCUCCAUUGGAACCUGCUGCUGCUAUAUCAGUGAAUUGA
This is a messenger RNA of Dovyalis caffra, 1713 nucleotides long. The record is from the annotation of a GenBank genome assembly. Lineage: Eukaryota; Viridiplantae; Streptophyta; Magnoliopsida; Malpighiales; Salicaceae.